AUGAAAUAUAUCAGAAGUGUGCCACACAGGCAGCCUCAUAUCCCUCAACUAAAAGGGCAGCAGAGGAUUGAGGAGUUUGAACACAUUCUCCUGAGACUUGCGUUCCCUUCCUUUUACAAUAGCUACAACAAGUCCUGCUGUAAACUCUAUCCAGGAGGAUGUUACAAGCUGCUGGACAGUACAGGAUACACCUGUGAUUUACUGAAAGGAAGAGUUACUAAAACUGAGAGUGACGGCUUUGUGGAAUUUAAAAUAUCGAAUGUGCGGCUUGGGGACGGAGGCUAUUACAGAUGUAUUGUGCUGGGAACUCAAAACCGAGUCUACAGUGAUUACUAUGUCGAGGUGUCUGAGGUUUUAGGUCACCAUAGCCAGUCUCAGCCUUCACUGACAACAACCAUCAAAGUCCCCAACACCUCCACGACACUCCCAGACUCCACUGGGGUUGUUUUGGCACAGGACCACAGUGAUAGUCCCGGAGUUCCCUGGAGUUUUGGCCUGCCGCUAGUUGUCAUUGUGUCCAUUACAGUGUUGAUUUCGAUCACUUCAGUUAUUGGUGUGAUUUGCUGCAGAAUCAAGGCAAAACGUAAACAGUCAGACAAAUAUGGAGAAACUCUGUGUGAGUCACUGAAACAAGAGGCCCCGGAAAUGAGUGGCAUAGUCUACACAACAGUGGACUUCAGAGCUCACCAGAAGACGACAGAGGUGUAUGCAAACCUGAGGAUGCACAAAACACAAGUGGGAGUCCCUGACUCCACGUGGAGCGCAGAGCAUGAUGGGAUGGUGGAGUACUCAACACUGGCAAUCCACUAGUAAAUUCAUGUGAAAAUUUUGGUUUGUUUCUGUUUUUAAUGGGACGGAUUUAAUUUGUUACGCCACUGUGUUUCUAAAGGUCCUUUGCAGGGAUCUUUUGGCAGAAAUUAAAUAUAUUAUUCAUAGUUAUGUUUUCAUUUCAUAGUGUGUAAUCACCUGUAUAUAGGAAUCGUUAAGUUUUCGUUAUCUUUAAAUGAACUUUUUUUUUUAGGGAGCGGGUCCUCUUAUAUGGAGUCCACCAUGUGGAACCGCAAUGUUUCUGCAGUAGCCCAGAAGGGACAAACCGAAGACUGGCUUUAGAUAGGGCCUUUAACAUAUUUGUGAGUUUCCAGGGCGUUGUAAUCUUCCACUACACCACUAGAUGCCACAAAAUCUUAGACACUGGUCGUUUAAAGGGAACUCCAUUGAUCUUUCACACAGAUGUCAAUUUAUUAGUCAUGGCUAGAACCACUCAGCCUGUGUAGAGUUUGAAAUGCAAUAACCAAGGAGGGAGGCUCUAACAAAAAGAUGCAUUUUGUUGCAUUAUGGGAAAUGUAGGCUCCAACCGUUUUAGAGCUUGACCCAUAUUGGACUAAAAUUAAGGAUAUCUUUGCUGCUACUGUGGUUAUAACUGUUCUUUUGUCUGUUUUGAAUAUGGUUGUGUAAUAUUAAAUCACUGAACUACUCAUUUGAGUGUACAUAUCAUGUGUUCUUCAUGUAAAUGAGAAAUUCUUUAAAUUAUAUUGGCAAU
Morone saxatilis (striped sea-bass) is the source of this 1540-nucleotide messenger RNA. RefSeq lists its product as uncharacterized. The transcript is spliced from 6 exons. The record is from RefSeq and is a predicted model, not a curated record. Lineage: Eukaryota; Metazoa; Chordata; Actinopteri; Moronidae. The coding region runs from base 1 to 810 and encodes 269 amino acids.